Molecule: messenger RNA, 2371 nt
Organism: Magallana angulata
Lineage: Eukaryota; Metazoa; Mollusca; Bivalvia; Ostreida; Ostreidae
Product: E3 ubiquitin-protein ligase MARCHF5-like
Exons: 6
Coding region: 292-1194 (300 amino acids)
Molecular function (GO): zinc ion binding
Source: RefSeq, a predicted model, not a curated record
UACCUGAACGUCACUUCCGGUUAGGAUACCGAGAAAGGUUUUGCCUGGGUUUUGGGUGAUAAAACCAUACUUUGGUAUUUGUUUUGCAUAUCGGAAGGGCCUAUUUAUACCGAACUUAUUUUAUAAGUUUUAAUGGAGGAACCUUUUCAAUUGAUUUAGUGCAGUAGAAGUUUGUUGACCUCAGGGCUUUGUUUAUGUUUUCGUGGCCAGCACAACAUCGUGUGAUUCGCAGGUUUGCGUCAUGAAGAUAAUGACAACGAACGAUUCUCAGUGACGAACGGUUACUUAAUAAUGGCUCUACAGCUUGAUGAAGAAAGGAAAACCUGCUGGGUGUGUUUCGCUACUGAGGAUGAUGAUAGUAGUACCCCAUGGGUCAGGCCGUGUCGGUGUAAGGGAACCACCAAGUGGGUCCAUCAACUUUGUCUCCAGAGGUGGAUAGACGAGAAACAGAAGGGAAAAAGCACAUCCAAAGUGGCCUGUCCUCAGUGCAACACAGAGUACAUAAUCGUCUUUCCUAAACUCGGCCCAUUAGUGUUUGUGAUGGACAAAAUUGACCGAAUAAUUUACAAGGUUGCCCCUUUUGUUGCGGGAAGCAUCUUGAUGGGCUCUGUGUACUGGACCGCCGUUACCUAUGGUGCCAUCACAGUGAUGCAGGUUCUAGGACACAAGGAGGGGCUAAAUGUGAUGGAAGGGGUGGACCCGAUCUUCCUGCUGAUCUGUCUGCCCUCCAUUCCUGUGGUGCUGAUGCUGGGCAAGAUGUGCCGCUGGGAAGACUACCUCCUCCGUCUGUGGAGAAAACACGCUGCCAAACUACCAUUCCUCCAACACUUCCUCUCUACUGUUUGCGGCAGGAACCUGCGUGUUCCCACGGAGACCCAGCCAGACCUCUCUGACAUGCUGACUGCCACGCGGCUCUUUUGUGGCGCCCUCAUCAUGCCCACCAUCGCCACAGUCAUGGGCAAAAUCAUGUUUGGAUCGGUGCACUCCAAUUUCCAACGAACACUUCUGGGUGGUGUGGCCUUCACAAUACUGAAAGGAGCACUCAAGAUCUACUUCAAGCAACAGCAAUACCUGAAUCAGGCUAAUCGGGUCAUCAAAGACUACCCUACAGAGGAGACUGGCCCAACCUCAUCAAAUCGGGUCAUCAAAGACUACCCCUCAGAAGAGCCCCGCCUGUCAUCAUCAUCCGUGUAAGGGGCCGUGAGGAACUUAUACGAGCUCCACUCACCACUGAGACAAAUCACCCAGGCCCAACAUAUUCAGAAAGUUUGCCAAAUGUAUUUAUAAAACUAGCCCAUGGUGAUUACCUAAGUAUAAAUCUGACAUAUUUUGUGAAGUGUAUGUUUUAAGCCAGCUUCGUCUGUUGGUGCUGUGCUGUGUAAUGCUGUGGAUCAUAAUAUAUAGCUGUACCGGUACAUAUCAAGCUAUAUAUGAAUGGAAUUAAUAUUUACCAUACAGUCAUUGCAGUUAUUCUUGUUUUUGAGGAGACACCUUAGACAGUGGUGUCUUCAGGACUUACCUGACACUAACGGUGUGGUACCUGACCAGACAACUAGUAACUGUCGUCACCUCAGCAUCUGCUCCCAUGUUGUGAUCUCAUAAGCUGUUCCAUUGUGUGAUAUUUCCCCCUCAUUCCCAGUCAUUUAUAUUUGUUAACGAAGUAUGUACAUGUAUUGGCUGGACAUUUAGUUGUAUGCAGUACUUGAGUGACUAUUAUUGUUGGCAUGAUAUAUAAACACUACUUACAUGGUAAAGUGACUUAAUGUGGCUUGGGUAUUUUCUCUUUUUCAGUACCAUCUACAAAUCUGUCUGUAAAUGAAAUGAUGUAUAAUCAGUCUGUUAUGUAUAAUGUUACAACAUCUCAUGAUUUCAGGUAACCUCAUAUGUCUUUAUAUUUUUCUGAGUACUAAUCAGUGAUCUAAAUACAAAGCUUUGCCGAUUCUGUUGAAACAGAACCUUCACAUUGAGUGUUGAUGUGUCUGCAGUUCUUACAUCUUGUGAUGUUGACUUGCUCUCUCUCAGUGAUAGUAUUAGACUGAUUUUUUGAGGAGAGAGCUCACAGGUUAAGCAAUAAAAGGAUCACAGAGAAACAUCAUGAAUUCUAUGAAUUCAGGAUUCAAACAUUUACACCCAUAAACUGAAAAUAAAACAAGUUUUUUUUAUCUGUUAGCAGCUGUUGGUUGGCUUCAAGAGUUUAUUUAACUUGAUUUGUGUUUUCUGUGACUAUAAUGAAGUAUUUUAGAGGUCUAUACUAGAUUGUAGAUCUUUAAUUUGAAAAAAAAGAGUAUUUUGCAUGCUGAAAUUCAAUACUAGUGUUUCUUGUUUAUGAAUAUAAAUUUGAUUGAAUAAAAUAUUUAAGUAUGUAAAAGGA